Molecule: messenger RNA, 852 nt
Organism: Stegodyphus dumicola
Lineage: Eukaryota; Metazoa; Arthropoda; Arachnida; Araneae; Eresidae
Product: protein PF14_0175-like
Source: RefSeq, a predicted model, not a curated record
AUGUCUUCAGCGAAUAGUCAAGUGAAUAUUUCUUCCUCGGAGGAUAAUUUUCCACCGCUAUGUGCUACUCCGGAUCAAAAUGGCGAGGCCGACGAGCCUUCCUCGUGGAGUGAGAUCAUUGAAAGUGUCGACAAAAUGGAUAUCAGUACCCCUGCAAACAACACGGAUAAUGUGAUUUCGCGAAACGAAUUGCUGAAAUUUUUGCGUAAUGUUGAUUGCUUUAAUCCUACAGAUAUGAAUGUGAUGAAAAAGCGUGUCAAUAUUAAUGUGCAUUUAUCUAAAAAGUUAGAUCAAGCUCAUGCAGAUGCCGUUCUUAAAUUCUAUGGUGUACGUCUUGAAAAGCUACAGUCGGCUAUGCAACGUGAUAAUGGUUUACUUGAUUCACCUGUGUGUGUACUUGAUGAAAGUUCUUGUGAUGUUAAUACUAAUGUUAGCAAAACUGCUAAGCAUAAACGAAAAAAUUCAGCUGAACAUGCUGAUAAGAAUAAUGAUGGAUUCCAAAAACUAACUAAAACGGCCAAAGGUGUUAGGCUGACUCAGCCCCAGGCCAUACUGCCCUUGCAAAAUAAAUUUGCAAAUCUAUCUGUGCAAAAUGCUAAUUCUAAUAAUAAUAUACAGAGUAAUAAUGUAUGUUAUGAUCAUGUAAAUGCUUGCAUAGAAAAUGUUGUUAAUAAUGUAAAUGACUCUAAUUUAAAUUUGCCUAACAAGAAUGUUGCAAAUGUAAAUAUGCCAAAUAAUAAUGCAAAUAUGGAUACUACUGCUGGUCAUGUAAAUCCCCAAACAGGAAACCCACAUCCGCAGUUUGAUAAUCAAACCACCCCCUAUUAUGGUCAGGCCCAAAGUGGGCACUAA